AUGAAGGUGAUCGGACUUUUGUUUUCUUUCGUUUUUUUUGCUAUAAAAUGCAAAUCUGAAACAAUUGAAGUUUAUAAUGAUAUCAUUCAAAAGUUAGAAAAAUUAGAAUCAUUGUCAGUAGAAGGAUUAGAACUAUUUCAAAAAAGUCAAGUAAUUAUAAAUGCAUCACCACCAAGUGAAACUAUUAAUCCAUUUUCAGAUAAUACCUUUGCACCAAAAUUACAAGGAUUUAUUACAAAAUUUGAAGAACUGGGAUUUACAGAACAAACAGAAUUAGUAAAUUUAAUAAAAACAUUAGUCCCCAAUAAAUAUGGACUAAAAUAUUUAAUUGAAAGUAAAGAAGAAUUUAAUGGAUUAAUGCACGCAAUAAAUUUUUAUUAUGAUGUAUUUAGAGACAAAUUAAAUGAUAUGUGUGCAAAUAAUUAUUGUGAAAUUCCUGAACAUCUUAAAAUUAGUGAAGAAGAAACAGAAAUGCUUAAAAAAGUAAUUUUAGGUUAUAGAAAACCAAUAGAAAAUAUUCAAGACGAUAUUGAAAAGUUAGAAAUUUACAUAACAAAAAAUAAAGAAACUGUUACAGCUUUAAACACUCUUAUUGCUGAAGAAACAAAAAAAAUAACACCUGAAAACGAAGCAGAUUGCAAUGACAAUACUUGUGAUGAAAGUAAAUAUAGUAAAAAAAAAAUAAUAUAUCAAGCUAUGUAUAAUGUUAUAUUUUACAAAAAGCAAUUAGCUGAAAUACAAAAGGUUAUUGAAACCUUAGAAAAACGAGUUUCUGCAUUAAAGAAAAAUGAUGUCAUAAAGCCAUUAUUGCAACAAAUUGAAGAUAUCAAGGCUGCCCCUGUUACUACCGAAGGACAAAUAACUACAUCAGGGCAAUCUAGUACAGAACCCGCUAGUACAGGAACACCUAGUUCAGGUGAAGUUAGUACAGGAACUAGUACAGGAGGAGCUAGUGCAGGCGUCACUAAUACAGGAGCAGCUACUACAGGAACUACUGGUACAGGAGCAGCUACUACAGGAACUACUGGUGCAGAAGCAGUUACUACAGGAAAUACUGGUGCAGAAGCAGCUACUACAGGAAAUACUAAUACAGAAGUAACUCAAGUGCAAACCGUUCCAACUCUUACACCAGAAGAAAAAAAGAAAAAAAUGGACGGACUUUAUGCUCAAAUUAAAGAAAUUGCAAAAACUAUAAAAUUCAACUUAGACGGAAUAUUUGUAAAUCCAAUCGAAUUAGAAUAUUUCAAAAAAGAAAAAAAAAAAGAAAGCUGCAAUUUAUCAACUUCAUCCUGUAAAAAAAAUAAAACAUCUGAAACUAUAAUACCAUUAAAUGUACGUUAUCCAAAUGGUAUUGGUUAUCCAUUACCUGAAAAUGAUGUUUACAAUAAAAUUGCUAAUAAUGCCGCUGAAACAACAUAUGGUGAUUUAACAAAUCCUGAUAAUACACCAAUAACAGAAGAUUUAGCUACAAAUGAACAAGCAAGAAAAAAUUUAAUAAAAGCUAUUAAAAAGAAAAUAGAAGCAGAAGAAAAAAACUUAGAAUCAUUAAAAACUAAUUAUGAUAAUAAACUUGCAUCAUUUAAUCAACAAAAAGCUCCAUUCAAAGAAGCAGCUAAACUAUUUUAUGAAUCAAAAUUUGGAAAUAAAUUGACUUCUGAUAUUUUUGAAAAAUUCAAAACACAAAGAACUGAAUAUAUGAACAAGAAAACCGAAUUAGAAAAUUGUUUAUAUGGAAAUACUAAACAGUUAAUUAGUAAAUUAAAUAAACAACUUAAUUACUUACAAGAUUAUUCAUUAAGAAAAGAUAUAAUUAGUGAUGAAAUUGAAUAUUUUUCAAAUAAAAAAAAAGGAUUACAAUAUAAUAUUAAUAGAUUAGCAGAAGCUGUUCAAGCAAAACAAAAUAUAUUAGUUGCAUCAAAAGAUGUACCACUUUCAACACUUGUAGAAUUACAAAUACAAAAAUCUUUAUUAACAAAACAAAUUGAGCAAUUAAAUAAAACUGAACUAUCUUUAAGAAAAGCUCAAUUAAAAGACAAAGUAUACGUUCCCAAAUCAUACGGUAAUGGUGGAAAACCAGAACCAUACUAUUUAAUAGCUGUAAAAAGGGAAGUUGACAGACUUGCCCAAUUUAUUCCAAAAAUCGAAAAUAUGAUUGCUAAAGAGAAGGAAAAAACGGAACAAGUGCCUGUAGUUACUGGAGAAUCUGAAGAAACAUCUAGCGUUAGUACUGAAGUAUCAGUACAAGCCUCAUCACAAUCUGGAACAUCUUCAACCGUACCAGCAGCGGGGGCAACAUCACCAACAGUAACCCCUGUCACAGAAGAAGCACAAUCCUCACAAAAUGCACCACCCACAACAGCAGCGACACCGGCAACAACACCAGAAGCAGCAACAACAGCAGCGACACCGGCAACAACACCAGAAGCAGCAACAACAUCAACGACAACAUCAACGACAACAUCAACGACAACAUCAACGACAACACCAGUUAUGACAAAAUUAUAUUAUCUUGAAAAAUUACAAAAGUUUUUAGUAUUUUCAUAUUCAUGCCAUAAAUAUCUUUUACUACAAAACUCUACCAUAAACAAAGAUGCUUUAAGCAAAUAUGCUCUUACAACUGAGGAAGAUAAAAUAAGAACAUUAAAGAGAUGCAGUGAAUUAGAUAUAUUAUUAGCUAUUCAAAAUAAUAUGCCUACUAUGUAUUCACUUUAUGAAAGUAUAGUUGAUGGUUUACAAAACAUUUAUGCUGAAUUAUAUGAAAAAGAAAUGAUGUAUCAUAUAUAUAAAUUAAAAGACGAAAAUCCAUCUAUUAAAUCUAUAUUGGUAAAAGCUGGCGUCAUUGAUCCAGAACCAGUAGCAUCACCACCAACACCACCAACACCACCAACACCACCAACACCACCAACACCACCAACACUACCAACAACCCCAACACCAGUAACUCCAGCAGCACCAUCCGAACAAACAACAACACCUGAAGCAGCAACAGCAGCAUCUAAUCCAGGCGCGUCAGCCUCAGAAACACCAGCAUCUAAUCCAGGCGCAUCAGCCUCAUCAACACCAUCAACACCAGCAGCAGCAUCUAACCCAGGCGCAUCAGCCUCAUCAACACCAUCAACAGCAUCUAACCCAAGCGCACCAGCCUCAUCAACAGUACAACCAACACAAGUACAACCGGCAGCACCAGCGGCACCAGCAGCAGUACCAGCACAACCAGCAAAUUCUAAUGGAAGUAUUACCACACGAGCAGAAAGUGAAGAAGAUAUUCCUGCCGAUGAUUUUGAAUUAGACAAUUUAUACAAAUCUUACUUGCAACGAAUUGAUGGAAAUAAUACUGAAUUCAUAAAUUUUAUAAAAUCUAAAAAAGAAUUAAUAAAAGCAUUAACACCUGAAAAAGUUAAUCAAUUAUAUCUUGAAAUCGCACACUUAAAGGAAUUAUCAGAGCAUUAUUAUGAUCGUUAUUAUAAAUAUAAAUUAAAAUUAGAAAGAUUAUAUGAAAAGCAUGAACAAAUUCAAGUAAGCAAUCGACAAAUUAGAGAACUUAGUAUAUUAAAAGCACGAUUAUUAAAAAGAAAACAAAAUAUUAAUGGAAUAUUUUAUAUAUUAAGUGGUUAUGUAAAUUUCUUUAACAAAAGAAGAGAAGCUGAUAAACAGUAUGUAGAUAAUGCAUUAAAAAAUAAUGAUAUGUUAUUGAAAUACUACAAAGCUCGUAUUAAAUACUUUACCUCUGAAGCUGUUCCUUUAAAAACAUUAACUAAAGCAUCACUUGACAGAGAAACCAACUACUUGAAAAUCGAAAAAUUCAGAGCAUACAGUCGAUUAGAAUUAAGAUUUAAAAAAAAUAUUAAUUUAGGAAAGGAAAAAAUUUCAUAUGUAUCAGGAGGUUUGUAUCACGUAUUUGAAGAAUUUAAGGAACUUUUAAAAAAUAAAAAUUAUACCGGAAAAACCAACCCUGAUACUGUUCCUGAAGUUACCAAUGCAUUCGAACAAUAUAAAGAAUUGCUUCCAAAGGGAGUAACAGCUUCAGCUUCACCUGCUGCAGCUACAACACCCACAUCAGCUGACGCAGCAACACAACGAGCAACACCAGAAUCGAGAUCAGGAUCAGGAUCGGGAUCAGGAUCAGUAGUAUCAUCGACACCAGAAGAAGUAGCAAGAUCAGGAUCAGGAGAAAAUGCAGUGGUAAGUGGAAGCAGUGUUGAUGAUAAUGAUGACGAUGAUAUAGAUCAAAUUGCAAGUGGUCAAUCCGAAAAUGCACAAGAAAAAAAUAUUCUUGAGGCAUUUAAAAAUGAAAGUGAGUAUUUAUACGCAAGAAGCUUAGGUAUUACAUAUAAAUCAUUAAAGAAACACAUGAUAAGAGAAUUUUCAACAAUUAAAGAAGACAUGACAACUGGAUUAAAUAAUAAAUUACAAAAAAGAAAUGAUUUCCUUGAAGUAUUAAAUCAUGAAUUGGAUCUAUUCAAAGAUUUAAGUACCAACAAAUAUGUUAUUAGAAACCCAUACCAAUUAUUAGAUAAUGAUAAAAAAGACAAACAAAUAGUAAAUUUAAAAUAUGCUGCUAAAGGUGUAAAUGAAGAUAUAGAAACAACUGCUGACGGAAUUAAAUUCUUUAACAAAAUGAUUGAAUUAUACAAAAUUCAAUUAGCUGCAGUAAAAGAACAAAUUGAUGCCAUAGAAGCUGCUACUACCGAUAAAGAUGAAAAAAAGAAAUAUGUUCCAAUCUUUGAAGAUCUUAAAGGAUUAUAUGAAACCAUAUUAGGUCAAUCAGAAGAAUAUAUAGAAGUAUUACAAAAUAGACUUGAUAGUUAUAAAAAUGAAAAGACUGAAUUUGAAAUUUUAACGAAAAAUUUAGAAACAUACAUAAAAAUUGACGAAAAACUUGAAAAUUUCGUAGAAAAUGCAGAAAAUAAUAAACACAUAGCCUCAAUAGCUUUAAAUAACUUAAAUAAAUCUGGUUUGGUAGGAGAAGGCGAAUCGAAAAAAAUAUUAGCAAAAAUGCUUAAUAUGGAUAGCAUGGAUUUAUUAGGUAUAGACCCUAAGCAUGUAUGUAUUAAUACAAGAGAUAUUCCUGCAAAUGCUGGAUGUUUUAGAUAUGAUAAUGGUAAUGAAGAAUGGAGAUGUUUAUUAGGUUACAAAAAAAAUAAUAAUACAUGUAUAGAAGAUAGCAAUCCUACUUGUGGAAACAACAAUGGUGGAUGUGAUCCAACUGCUGGUUGUCAAACUGCGGAAAAUAGGGAAAAUUCCAAAAAAAUUAUAUGUACUUGUAAAGAACCAACCCCUAAUGCAUAUUAUGAUGGUGUAUUCUGUAGCUCUUCCAGCUUUAUGGGAUUGUCAAUUUUAUUAAUUAUCACAUUAAUUGUAUUUAAUAUAUUUUAA
Molecule: messenger RNA, 5376 nt
Organism: Plasmodium berghei ANKA
Lineage: Eukaryota; Apicomplexa; Aconoidasida; Haemosporida; Plasmodiidae
Product: merozoite surface protein 1
Exons: 1
Coding region: 1-5376 (1791 amino acids)
Biological process (GO): mRNA 3'-end processing
Cellular component (GO): membrane; RNA polymerase II, holoenzyme
Molecular function (GO): RNA polymerase II complex binding
Source: RefSeq, a predicted model, not a curated record